This is a messenger RNA of Phalacrocorax carbo (great cormorant), 1254 nucleotides long. Lineage: Eukaryota; Metazoa; Chordata; Aves; Suliformes; Phalacrocoracidae. The record is from RefSeq and is a predicted model, not a curated record.
GGGGGGCGGGUUGUCGGGGGGAGAAGAAGCGGCUGCUGGCGCGGCGGGAGCCCACGCCCCGCGCUGCUGCCGCCGCCGCCGGCCGCGGCUCGUCGCCGGCUCUGGGCAUGGGGCUGCAGCCCCGGCGUGCAGCGGGGCCCUGCCCGCCGGCGGGGCGGGGCGCCGCCCUGCCCGGGCCGCGCACGGCGGCGGCCUGGGCCCGCGGCGAGGAGCCGGAGGGGGCUCCCGGCCGCACCGCCGCCCUGCCGCCCAUCCUGCCGGCCGCCGCCGCCGCCCGGGCGCAGCCCAAGAAGCCGGCGGCGGCCCCCAGGAAGGCGGCGCCCCGGCCCGCGGAGGAGAAGGCGGCGAGGAAGGCGCGGGGGGCGCCCCCGGAGCGGGCCGGCCCCCUCUCCAGCUCCUGGCCCUGCUCCUCCCUGCAGCGGCGGCCGCCGGCCGAGCGUGGGGCGCGGCCCCAGCCCGCCCCGCCGCCGCCGCCGCCGCCGCCGCCGCGGGGCCGCCCGGGGGCGCCGGGGGCGGGCAGCCGCUCCUGCGAGAGCCUCGGCGGGGCGGCGGGGGAGGCGGCGCUGCGCCUCUCGCUGCGGCUGCCCCCGGAGGCCGUGCGGCUGCUGCAGCGCCGCAGCCUGGAGCGGCAGCGGGGGCAGCCCGCCCCCUCCCCCGGCGGCGCGGCGGCCGCGGCGCGGCGCGGAGCCCGGGCGGGCGGCGGCGACUUGCGCGCCCUGCUGAAGAUUUCGCUGCUCAACGACAGGCACCGCUACGACGACGAGGAGUACGAGGAGGAGGAGGAGGCAGGGGCGGCGGUGGACGAGGGGCUGGUGCGGAAAUGCACCGAGUGGCUGCGCGGCGUGGAGAGCGCGGCCGGCCGCGACCGCCCCGACAGGCUGGAGACGCUGCCGCACCUGGGCACCCUCUGAGCCCCGCCGCCGGCUCCGGGGAGCGGGGCUGGGGGAGCGGCUCGGCGGGGGCACCCGCUGCCCUGUCCGUCGCUCUUGUCUCCUUUGUGGUGCCGCCCGCGGCCCGACGCCGGUCCCGGGGGCGAGGGACGAAGGAGCGGCGCCGGCCCCCGCCCGGCAGUGCCCCGGUAGGGGGGAGCAGCCCUGGGCCUCCUACUCUCACCUCCCCCCCCCCCCCCCCCAAUUUUUUUUUAAGACUUCUGACUAUAAGAUACGCGAAAUGAUUUUGUAUAUUUGUACAUAAAAGUGCAUUUUUAUUUAUUUGAAUAAACGACUCGACCUCCGUGUGGCGGUAGCCUCAGCA